AUGGCUGCCAACCAGCUCCUUGUGGUUGCAGUUAUUUACAGUGUGUAUGCAGUAGCAGUCGCCAACAACCCGUGUAUCUCAGCGUGUUCAGGCCGCCCCAGCGGAGACUACCAAUCCUGCAACGGCUGCAACGUGUACGCGACGUGUGCCAACGGCAACGUGUACGACAACCGGCCCUGCGUUGCUGGCACAGUGUGGGAUGACACCCUCAAACGCAGCGAGAUGACUUCAAGCACCUGCCCCCCAAACCCCAACGGCGUCGCCGACGGUGACUACCAAUCCUGCAACGGCUGCAACGUGUACGUCAGUUGUAACGGUGGCCGCCUCUUCGACAACCGACCCUGUCCUGCUACCCUUGUGUGGGAUGACAGCCGCAAGGUCUGCGAUAGAACCUCUACAACGUGUUCUUAA
Messenger RNA from Haliotis rufescens (red abalone), 411 nucleotides. RefSeq lists its product as uncharacterized. The record is from RefSeq and is a predicted model, not a curated record. The transcript is spliced from 3 exons. Gene Ontology annotation, molecular function: chitin binding. Gene Ontology annotation, cellular component: extracellular region. NCBI's taxonomy places the organism in Eukaryota, Metazoa, Mollusca, Gastropoda, Lepetellida, Haliotidae. Bases 1 to 411 code for a protein of 136 amino acids.